This is a messenger RNA of Stegastes partitus (bicolor damselfish), 1681 nucleotides long. RefSeq names its product FA core complex associated protein 20. Bases 1 to 882 code for a protein of 293 amino acids. Gene Ontology annotation, molecular function: ubiquitin binding. Lineage: Eukaryota; Metazoa; Chordata; Actinopteri; Pomacentridae. The transcript has 4 exons. The record is from RefSeq and is a predicted model, not a curated record. Gene Ontology annotation, cellular component: Fanconi anaemia nuclear complex.
AUGACAGAAAGUCACCCGAGGACCAAACUCAAAAGAAAGAAGUCCUCCGUGGAGGAGCUCCAGUCAGAGGCAUGUGUCAGACAGACACCGAGGAGCGGCCCGACGGCGCUGUUUCCCGGUAGCAGCGCAGCGAAGCCCGCCGGGUCAGCGGUUCCUGCAGCAUCGUGGUGGAACACUCAGCCGCUGCCUGCUGUGGACGGCCUCUGGGCGUCCACGCUGACGUCUGCUCUGCCCUACCUAGAAAACCAGCACUGGGACCCGGUUUCUGAUCUGCCACGUCCGUCUGCAGUGAGAGCUCUGAGGGUGGAUGAAGUGCUGUGGUGUGACCUCAACAGUCAGGUUCCUGCCUUUCCUGAGCCCUCUGCACCUUCUCCAGGGGUUCCAUCAAGCCCACGUUCUCUCGGCUCCUCCCAACAAGACCCCUCAGCACAGACCAAACCUGCACCACAUCCACCUGAUCAACAGCUGUUCUCUUCCAGCCGCCAGAGUCCCGACAACAGGGCAGCAUCUCCUCAACACGUGAGCAACAGACAGCAGUCGUCCCUUCACAGGCAGGACGAGGCAACACCAUCGGCUGGACCCUCCAGAGAUGGAGGAGGAGAAGGAACGACAGGAGGAGAACCAGAAGAAGAGCCUGGACCAGUCAGCAGGCAGCUUGUGAGCGUAUCUGACAGCCGAGCUCCGCUGCAGGAGGAGGGUGGAAAUACAGAGGAGGUGACGGAGGGUGAAGAAGGAGAAGCGGUGCAGAGGAGUGGAGGAGUGGGAGUGCUGCAGAGCUGCCCCAUGUGCCUGCAGCUGUUCCCUGACGGGUUCACCCAGAUGGACUGUGACGGCCACCUGGCCCAGUGUCUGUCGGAGUUGAACGUGGACAUGACCUGGUGAGUCGACAGGACGCUGGCUGCUGUCCACGAGCUACAAGCUGCCCAGAUGCCCCGCACGCUCAGGAUCAUAUCAGAUGGAGCAGGACACACCCUGAGAGCAGCUCAUGCAAAUAACCCCCCCGUCCAUUACCGUUACACAGACUGGAGUCUGGGAGGUACAAGGUGAGAUAACAAGGAUGCUCACCUGUUCUGUGUAAAGUGAUGGAGGAUGGGAAGGUACUAAGACGUUUACUCUGGAGCUACCUGGGCAGCUUGGUCAGACUCCUCCAUCAUUCCUCAAUUCAUUCUUUUCAACUCCAGACUUAAGAUCCCAGAUUUCUACUCUGCCAGAACCGGUCCACAUGGCCUCUGAUGCCUUCAGCUGGUCAAGAGGCUCUUCUGACUAACAGACCGUCCAGCCCUCAUCACGCUCCGGGAGAUGAAACCAGAAAUGGAUUUGUGUGUGAAAGAUACGACCAGAGGAGAGGAGUGAACAUGUGAACACCUCUUUAUGACGUGUGGACGUUCAGAGCCAGCGAUGUCUUACAGCGAGACGAUGACACAAUCCUGUUCACGUCUAGGGUUCACGAUUCUCUUGGAAAUGUUCACGUUUUUAUUAACAAAAUAAAAAGAGCAAAACAAGCUAACGUUCAUAGUUUCUGCUGGUCAGCUGCCUGCCGAUGUUAGCUUAUUCCACACUCCACUUCCUAUGUCAUGACGACACUCUUAUGUUUCCUGUGACUGCAGAAGCGUUCUUCUGACUUUGAGCCAGGCAAGCUGUUUAUUCCCUGAUUCUAGUUUGUACGAGCAGAAAGUUCAGA